AUGUCUAAUCGCUCGGAUAUCCCCUGCUCUGAGGAAAUGAGAGAGUACUACGAAAGCAUCCCAGCUCAUUGGCCCGAAAUGCCAGCGACCCCGUUCGUGGGCUCUCACAGCCCUUACUGCACAGAGCCUCUAGCUCCGAACGGCAUGCUCACACCUAUCAGUCUCCCGGACAGCUCGUUCCGUGCCAGCCCAGCAAUCAGCUACCACGCACAAGGCUACCACGUGCAUGAAUACCAAUAUAGCAUCAAUGACCCCCUCUCAGCUCCACUGGGUCUCGGUAUCUCUGCACCCUUCCCGAGUGACUAUCCCCGGUCUUCAGCCCCCGAUCCCACAUACCUGUAUGCCCCGGACCCAAGUGGCAUCCAGCAUGGCGUGGCACAAACACCUAGCCAGUCGCCACAAGGUCCACCACCAGCCAAGCGUGCCAGACAUGUCUCGGCGGAGGCGUCCUCGCGCGAGCACCCAAGCAACACACCAAUCAACAUCGCUCCCAAUCCAGAAGGCGUCCUCCGCAUGGAGCAAAAUCGCCAGCAUGUCCAGCCAACUUCACACAUACUCCCCAAGGUCCGGGCCCCGGGCCGCGGCAGACGUGACCCCCAAGCAGAAGACGAAGACGCAUUUGUAGAAGAGCUGCGAGAUAAGCAAACAGCCUGGAAGGUCGUGCGCGAGGAAUUCCGCGAGAGAUUUAAUAAAGAUGCCUCCGAGGCGCGCCUGCAGAUGCGCCUUCAUCGCCGGCUGCGCGAGCGAAUGGUUCGCUGGGAAGAAUCAGAUACAAAACUCCUGAUCCACGCCCAUGGGAUCUGGGAAAAAGAUAAAUUCCAGUACCUUUCAGACAAGAUGAAAGAACUUGGUGGUACCAGAUGGUACUCGCCUGAUCAGUGCAGAACUCAACUUCAACUUCUUGACACGAAAGAGCAGCAUCGUGAUCGCACGAGUGCAUCGCCAUCUGCUAUGUCUGACCCUGCUCCUAUGACACCUACUGUGUCUCGAAAAAGACGUCGAGCUCAGUCCUUGGAAUUGGACAGUGACAACGAGGAAGCAACUAUUUAG
Messenger RNA from Penicillium mononematosum, 1050 nucleotides. RefSeq lists its product as uncharacterized. Lineage: Eukaryota; Fungi; Ascomycota; Eurotiomycetes; Eurotiales; Aspergillaceae. The record is from RefSeq and is a predicted model, not a curated record. Bases 1 to 1050 code for a protein of 349 amino acids. The transcript is spliced from 4 exons.